Molecule: messenger RNA, 3900 nt
Organism: Hermetia illucens (black soldier fly)
Lineage: Eukaryota; Metazoa; Arthropoda; Insecta; Diptera; Stratiomyidae
Gene: alphaCOP
Product: coatomer subunit alpha
Exons: 9
Coding region: 107-3808 (1233 amino acids)
Biological process (GO): retrograde vesicle-mediated transport, Golgi to endoplasmic reticulum; endoplasmic reticulum to Golgi vesicle-mediated transport; intracellular protein transport
Cellular component (GO): COPI vesicle coat
Molecular function (GO): structural molecule activity; protein binding
Source: RefSeq, a predicted model, not a curated record
AAACAGUGUCAUUUGUAAGUGACGUGUCGGGUGUCGGUGAAGUUAAUUUAUUGUGAAGGAAUUCGGUGGGAGUUUCAAUAAUUUUUCGACAAUUGAGCAAACCAACAUGUUAACUAACUUCGAAACAAAGUCGGCCCGCGUCAAGGGUCUUUCAUUUCACCCGAAGAGACCGUGGAUCCUGGCAAGUUUGCACAGUGGAGUUAUCCAACUAUGGGACUAUCGAAUGCACACGCUGCUCGAGAAAUUUGAUGAACACGAUGGACCCGUGCGAAGUGUUUGCUUUCAUUGCCAACAACCACUUUUCGUGUCCGGUGGUGACGACUUCAAAAUUAAGGUAUGGAAUUACAAACAAAGACGUUGUAUCUUCACUCUUCUGGCCCAUCUUGAUUACGUGCGAACGACCGUCUUUCAUCACGAAUAUCCAUGGAUCUUGAGUGCAUCUGAUGAUCAGACAAUUCGUAUUUGGAAUUGGCAAUCAAGAACUUGCAUUUCAGUCUUGACUGGACACAAUCACUAUGUUAUGUGUGCAAUGUUCCAUCCAACUGAGGAUCAAAUCGUUUCAGCUUCGCUAGAUCAAACUGUUCGAGUAUGGGACAUCUCAGGUAUAGCGAACCGAGAUGGAAUGAAAGGAUUACGAAAGAAGAACGUAGCUCCCGGACCAGGAGGAUUAGAUGAUCAUUUGAAGAAUCCAGGAGCAACCGAUUUGUUUGGACAGGCUGACGCUGUAGUUAAACACGUACUGGAGGGUCAUGAUCGCGGUGUGAAUUGGGCCAGUUUUCAUCCAACUCUGCCAUUGAUUGUUUCUGGCGCUGAUGAUCGUCAAAUUAAACUGUGGCGCAUGAACGAAUAUAAAGCUUGGGAAGUAGAUACCUGUCGCGGUCAUUACAACAAUGUUUCGUGUGUUCUAUUCCAUCCACGACAAGAUUUAAUUCUUUCGAACAGCGAAGAUAAGAGUAUUCGAGUUUGGGAUAUGACAAAACGCCAAUGCCUUUACACAUUCAGACGUGACAGCGAACGAUUCUGGAUUUUGGCUGCUCACCCUACUUUGAAUCUCUUCGCUGCUGGACAUGAUGCAGGUAUGGUUGUUUUCAAACUGGAACGUGAACGUCCUGCAUAUGCUGUCCACGGAAAUAUUCUCUACUAUGUCAAAGACAAAUUCUUGCGAAAAUUGGACUUCACAACAACUAAAGACAACGUUGUAAUGCAGUUGCGCGCAGGGAGCAAAUCUCCAGUCCAUAGUAUGUCCUAUAACCCGGCCUUGAAUGCAGUGCUUUUGUGCACCAGAACCAGCAACUUGGAAAACAGCACGUAUGAUUUGUGCACGAUACCAAAAGACGCUGAAAGUCAGUCCGAAUCCGGUGACAGUAAAAGGUCUUCGGGUAUAUCUGCUAUUUGGGUUGCACGAAAUCGAUUCGCUGUUCUGGAUAGGAACAAUCAAUUGGUCAUAAAGAAUUUCAAAAAUGAAGUAACCAAAAAAAUUCCUACAUUUUGUGAGGAAAUUUUCUACGCUGGUACGGGAAUGUUGUUGAUUCGUGACCCAGAAUUUGUGACGCUCUAUGAAGUUCAGCGACUAGUGGCAGUUGGCAGUAUAAAAUUAGCUAAAUGCCGCUACGCUGUAUGGUCUAGUGAUAUGUCAUUGGUUGCACUACUUUGCAAGCACUCCGUUACUAUCUGCGAUAGAAGAUUGAAAUAUUUAUGCACCAUACAAGAGAACACUCGAGUUAAAUCCGGUGCAUGGGAUGAUUCCGGAGUUUUCAUUUACACCACAAGCAAUCACAUAAAAUAUGCCAUUACAAAUGGAGACCACGGUAUCAUUCGUACUUUGGAUCUUCCAAUUUACCUAACUCGUGUCAAAGGCAAUCAAGUAUUCUGCUUAGAUCGUGAAUGUCGUGUUCGCGUAUUAAACAUCGACACCACCGAAUAUAAAUUCAAAUUAGCCUUGAUCAAUAGAAAGUAUGAAGAAGUAUUAUACAUGGUGCGCAAUGCAAGGCUGGUAGGACAAAGUAUCAUUGCCUAUUUGCAGCAGAAGGGCUAUCCAGAAGUAGCCUUACACUUUGUGAAGGACGAAAAAACCAGAUUUGGGUUGGCUUUGGAGUGCGGGAAUAUUGAGAUAGCUCUAGAAGCUGCAAAGGCAUUGGAUGACAAAGCCUGCUGGGACCGUUUAGGUCAAGCAGCUCUGCUUCAAGGCAAUCAUCAAGUUGUCGAAAUGGCCUACCAACGCACAAAGAAUUUCGAUAAACUGUCCUUCCUCUACUUGAUUACAGGAAAUCUUGAGAAACUGAAGAAAAUGAAUAAAAUUGCAGAAAUUCGUAAGGAUGUGUCUGCACAAUAUCAAGGCGCUCUUUUGCUUGGAGAUAUUCAGGAGAGAAUCAGUAUUUUGAAGAAUUGUGGUCAGUUAUCGUUGGCAUACUUGACGGCUGCCACGCAUGGUUUCAAAGAAGAAGCUGCGCAGUUGAAGGAGACCAUCACACAAGACGGAAAAGAAUUGCCGAAACUCAAUCCCAAUGCAAAAUUGCUGAAACCACCUCCACCGAUUCAACAAGCAGAAAGCAACUGGCCGUUAUUGACAGUUUCAAAAGGUUUCUUCGAGGGCGCUAUGCUCACGAGAGGAGCCGCAAGUGCCACGAAAGCUCUGGAAGUUAAGGAUCCUGGCGUUGAAGUCUCAGAGAAUGCAUGGGGAGAAGAUGCUGACCUAUUGAUGGAUAAUGAGGACGAUGACGAUGAGAUGAAGGAUGCACUGGAUACAGAAGGAGGAGAGAAUGAUGGACCAGGUUGGGAUGUCGACGAACUGGAAUUACCCGAAGAGCUGGUCUCAAAGAUGAAAGCAACGAAUAUUAGCGGCGAUGGAUAUUAUGUUGUGCCUAAUAGAGGCGUGUCUCCUGCACAACAAUGGGCGAAUUUCUCUCCACUGGUUGCAGAUCAUAUAAAGGCCGGAUCAUUUGAAACAGCAUUUAAACUACUCAACGAGCAAAUCGGUGUCGUCAAUUUCAAACCAUACAAAGCACUAUUUAUGACAUUAUACACUGGCUCACGUACAUCUUUCACCGCCCUUCCCAACUUGCCCCCACUACAUGGAUAUCCUCAGAGGAACCACAAAGAAACUAAUCCGAAGAAUGCGCGUCCUGCUGUUGGAAUCAAAUUAAAUGAUUUGGUUCAAAGGCUACAGGUUUGCUACCAACUCACCACAGGAGGAAAGUUUUCAGAAGCUAUUGAAAAAUUGCAAGCCAUUCUCAUAAGCAUUCCCUUGUUGAUAGUCGAAUCGAAGCAAGAUAUUGCCGAAGCGAAACAGCUGUUACAAAUUUGUAGGGAAUAUAUUAUAGGUCUUAAAAUGGAAACGACACGCAAAGGUCUUCCAAAGAACACCCUGGAGGAGCAGAAACGCCUUUGUGAAAUGGCUGCCUACUUCACACAUUGCAAAUUGCAACCUGUCCAUCAAAUACUUACAUUGAGGACUGCUCUGAAUAUGUUCUUUAAACUGAAAAACUACAAAACGGCAGCCUCGUUUGCGCGACGACUUCUCGAGUUGGGUCCACGUCCUGAUGUUGCUCAGCAAGUUCGAAAGAUUCUACAAGCUUGCGAAGUCAAUCCGGUGGAUGAACAUCAACUGAAUUAUGAAGAAUAUAAUCCGUUUAAUAUUUGUGGAAUUAGCUAUAAACCAAUAUUCCGUGGCAAACCAGAGGAGAAUUGUGCGUUCUGCGGCGCAUCGUUCGAUCCUCAGUAUAAGGGUGCAUUGUGCACGGUUUGUGAAGUAAGCGAAAUUGGAAAAGAUGUUCUUGGGUUGCGAAUUUCGAUUUCACAAUUCCGGUAGACAAACCUUGUUUAAUCUUUCUAUUCGUUUCUUUUUUAAUGUGUAUGGAUAAUAUAAACAAUUAAAAUAAAGUUAUGCUGUAUUAUAUUGGA